Messenger RNA from Zonotrichia albicollis (white-throated sparrow), 514 nucleotides. The record is from RefSeq and is a predicted model, not a curated record. Lineage: Eukaryota; Metazoa; Chordata; Aves; Passeriformes; Passerellidae.
UGACACCAGUACAGGGAUCCCAGUGACAUCCCAGUGUCCCCAGUACAGCCCAAAGGGACACCUGGAGAUCUGUCACCUGCUGUUACAGGCCGGAGCCAACAUCAACGCCGUGGACAAGCAGCGCCGGACGCCGCUGAUGGAGGCCGUGGCCAACGAUCAGCUGGAGACGGCGCGGUACCUGCUGCAGAGGGGGGGGUGCGCCUACAGCCAGGAGGAGGACGGCUCCACCUGCCUGCACCACGCGGCCAAGAACGGGAACCUGGAGAUGGUGGAGCUGCUGCUGAGCACCGGCCAGGUGGACGUCAAUGCACAGGACAGCGGGGGCUGGACCCCCAUCAUCUGGGGAUGGGUUGGGCUGGUCAGUGGCUGGUCAGUGAUGGUCAGUGAUGGUCAGUGAGUGGUCACUCUUGCCCCCCAGGACAGCGGGGGCUGGACCCCCAUCAUCUGGGGAUGGGUUGGGGUGGUCAGUGGCUGGUCAGAGGGUGGUCAGUGAUGGUCAGUGCUGGUCAGUGAU